GGAAGUGUGGAUGUGCUGUGCGGUCCACCGUGUCUCCGUGGCGCAGGACAGGACGGUCGCCACGCCUUCAGGGACGCACUUUUUCACGGCGUCAGCCCCCCGUCAGUGUCCGCUGCUCACCGGCUGUUCACCUGCCCAGAGCCAGGACAUUUAACAAGCUACUAUCAACAAGACAAUUUCCCCUACUUACAACAAUCACCUCUGGAGUCCUGCUCUACUUCUCUUACUGAUGCCAGUUGAACAGGCUGUUUUGUAAACACAUAUUCAUUUUUUGGGAAUAUCUGGAGCGGCAGUUUCAUUGAUUUGACUUCGGAUACAACUCGGAUCAAAGAUGGGGAUCAAAGUGUAGUGCUGACAGGAAUGCCCCAGACUGUGUGCUCAGGCACCAUGUUCACCACUCCCAGUGGCUUCAGCCCCCAUCUGGCCUGUGCUGAGCCUGAGGAGGAGGAGGAGGCCCCACAGGAGGGCCCGGAGCCCGGUGCUUGCCUGGCCGAUGGGCCCCCGAUCACCUCUGCCUCCCUGGACACCCUGAUCCAUAACCUGGUUCCCACUGCCGAUUAUUACCCCGAGAAAGCCUAUGUGUUUACCUUCUUGCUGAGCGCUCGUCUGUUCAUCCCUCCUCCGGAGCUGCUGUCCAGGGUGUGUGAGCUGUGCAUCAAACAGCAGCAGCUGGAUCAGAGCCCACUCGAUACGGCAAAAGUGCGUAAGUUUGGUCCCAAGAUCCUACAGCUGCUGACAGAGUGGACGGAGACUUUCCCGACUGACUUCAGGGACGAGAAGAUGGUGGGACACCUUAAAGACAUCGUCCACAGGAUAGCUCCGUGUGAUGAGGCAUACUGGAAAACCCUGAACCAGGUGCUGCAGAAGCUCAGCCAGCGACUGGCCCUGAUGAGCCAGGGGGAAGAGAGCAUCGUCAAGGUCUCCCUCAACGCCUCCUCCAUCUCUGACAAGCUGGUGGCCUUCAAAACCAAGCCUCCGCCCAUCCAGAAGGACAUGCUUUCCAUCUGCAACGACCCGUACACACUGGCACAGCAGCUUACCCACGUGGAGCUGGAACAUUUGAGUCAUAUUGGACCCGAGGAGUUUGUCCAAGCCUUUGUUCAGAAAGACCCACUAGAUGUAACCCAGCAGCCAUGCUUCGGUGACCAGAAGAAGAAAACCUCCAACCUGGAGGCUUAUGUCAGGUGGUUCAACAGGCUGUGUUACCUGGUGGCUACUGAGAUCUGCAUGCCUGCAAAGAAGAAGCAGAGGGCCCAGGUGAUAGAGUUCUUCAUCGAUGUUGCCAGGGAGUGUUUCAACAUCGGAAACUUCAACUCCCUCAUGGCCAUCAUCUCCGGUAUGAACAUGAGUCCUGUGUCACGGCUGAAGAAGACUUGGGGCAAAGCCAAGACUGCCAAGUUCUUCAUUCUGGAGCAUCAGAUGGAUCCUACGGGAAACUUUUACAACUACAGGACAGCUCUGAGGGGGGCAGCCCAUCGCUCUCGGACUGCCAACAGCAACAGAGAAAGGAUUGUGAUUCCCUUCUUCAGUCUGCUGAUCAAGGACAUUUACUUCCUGAAUGAAGGAUGUGCCAAUCGGCUGCCCAAUGGCCACGUCAACUUUGAGAAAUUCGUGGAGUUGGCACGGCAAGUCAGGGAGUUCAUGACAUGGAAACAGGUGGAGUGUCCAUUUGAUGAGGAUCGGGCCAUCCUACACUACCUCCACACUGCUCCCAUCUUUAGCGAGGACGGACUCUACCUCGCAUCCUAUGAGAGCGAGAGUCCAGAGAACCAGGUCGAGAAGGACAGAUGGAAAGCACUCAGGUCUAACGUUCUGGGGAAGACAUGAGGCACUGACGGCAGCUGACCCUCCCACCAGCGAGGGAGCGUGUGUUCUCGUUGCACUAAAAUGAACUGUGAAGGAACCUAGCUGGUACUUAGGUGUUUUUGUAUGAAGAAAUGAUGAAAAUAAAAGAAACACGGUGAACAGGAUUCAUCAAGAAGAGUGUAAAAAAAAUUAACAAGAACAAAUCACAAAAAAGUGAAAAGUUAAGCUAUGGAAACUGGAGCAAAAUGCCUUUGUGGCACAUAAACUGUCAGUGAUGAGGUACAGUAUAUCGGAGAGGGACACAGCCUCUCCUGCCCCAUUCCCUCGAUGUGUGUUUACUCUGUGAAGACAUGUUUACUACUAUAGAGAGUAUAGUUACAGGGAAAACCACUUUAUAAAAUGAAAUUCCUACUGAUUGUUGUUUUUGAAUUUCUCUCUCUCUUUCUCUUCCCU
Messenger RNA from Centropristis striata (black sea bass), 2259 nucleotides. RefSeq names its product ras-GEF domain-containing family member 1C-like. Gene Ontology annotation, cellular component: plasma membrane. Bases 361 to 1827 code for a protein of 488 amino acids. Gene Ontology annotation, molecular function: guanyl-nucleotide exchange factor activity. The transcript is spliced from 14 exons. Lineage: Eukaryota; Metazoa; Chordata; Actinopteri; Perciformes; Serranidae. Gene Ontology annotation, biological process: Ras protein signal transduction; positive regulation of GTPase activity. The record is from RefSeq and is a predicted model, not a curated record.